Molecule: messenger RNA, 1404 nt
Organism: Abrus precatorius (Indian licorice)
Lineage: Eukaryota; Viridiplantae; Streptophyta; Magnoliopsida; Fabales; Fabaceae
Product: sugar transporter ERD6-like 6
Exons: 18
Coding region: 1-1404 (467 amino acids)
Biological process (GO): transmembrane transport; carbohydrate transport
Cellular component (GO): membrane
Molecular function (GO): sugar transmembrane transporter activity
Source: RefSeq, a predicted model, not a curated record
AUGCCUUUGGGGGAGGAAUACGAGGAUGCUAGGAGCCUUAGAAAUCCGUUGGUUAACCACAACCGUGGAAAUUUCUUUGUUGUGCUAUGCGUCCUCGUCGUAGCUUUGGGCCCUAUCCAAUUCGGUUUCACGUGUGGUUAUUCUUCACCAACACAAGCAGAUAUGAUUCGAGAUCUUAAUCUCUCAAUUUCAAGGUUUUCACUCUUUGGCUCUCUAGCCAACGUAGGUGCAAUGGUGGGAGCAACUGUCAGUGGUCAAAUAGCAGAAUACUUUGGACGUAAAGGGUCGCUAAUUGUCGCAGCAGUCCCAAAUAUAUUUGGAUGGCUCGCCAUUUCUUUAGCGAAAGACUCGUCGCUUCUGUUUAUGGGAAGAUUGUUGGAAGGUUUUGGCGUGGGAAUAAUCUCCUAUGUGGUACCAGUUUAUAUAGCAGAGGUGUCACCUCGAACCAUGAGAGGGAGUCUUGGAUCUGUGAACCAGCUCUCAAUUACGAUUGGGAUCAUGCUGGCUUAUCUGUUGGGUCUUUUUGUCAACUGGAGAAUGCUAGCAGUAUUAGGAAUUAUUCCCUGUGCAAUAUUAAUACCCGGGCUAUAUUUUAUUCCAGAAUCUCCUAGAUGGUUGGCCGAAAUGGGGAUGAUCGAAAAGUUUGAAGCUUCUUUACAAGCUUUACGCGGACCCCACGUUGAUAUUACCAUGGAAGCACAAGAAAUCCAGGGAUCUUUGGUAUCGAACAACAAAACAGAUACUGUACAGUUAAAAGAUCUCAAGAAGAGAAGAUAUUGGUUUCCUUUAAUGGUAGGUAUCGGAUUACUUAUGCUCCAGCAACUUUCUGGUAUCAAUGGUGUUUUCUUCUAUUCUAGUAAGAUAUUUUCAAGUGCAGGGAUUUCAUCGAGCGAUGCUGCUACAUUUGGACUUGGAGCUAUUCAGGUUGCAAUGACUGCAAUCGCUACUUCGUUGGUUGACAGAAGUGGACGAAGGAUGCUUCUAAUAGUAUCCUCCUCGGUAAUGACACUCAGCCUCCUCCUUGUUGCUACAGCAUUCUAUUUGGAGGGAGUGGUGAGAAAUGAUUCUCACCUUCACGAAAUAUUGGCACUGCUCUCUGUUAUGGGGCUUGUGGCUUUGGUCAUUGGAUUUUCUCUGGGCAUUGGACCAGUCCCUUGGAUUAUAAUGUCUGAGAUACUUCCACCAAAUAUUAAAGGUCUUGCUGGCAGCGUAGCUACCUUUUUUAAUUGGUCCAUUGCCUCAGUAGUCACCAUGACUGCAAACUUGCUUUUAAACUGGAGCAGUGCAGGAACAUUCACAAUUUAUGCUAUUUUUUCCGCCUUCACUGUUGGCUUUGCGGUGCUUUGGGUUCCCGAGACCAAGGAUAGAACAUUGGAAGAAAUUCAGGCAUCGUUUAUUAGAUGA